AUGAGCUUGGGAACAAUCCUGAAUGAACCAUUGUCUAGUUACCAGAAGGCAAUAAGAGAACUCACCUAUGUUUUCGACUGCCUCGAUGAUUGCGAAUGUGACACUGACGAUGAAGUUGUGCACUGUCACAAUGGAAAUCGCAAAGAACUAGCUCUUCCAAAAGGUAUAGCUCUACCCAUAUUCCUAACGCGAGACAAAAGAACGUUUCGUUUAGGACAACGUUUACGUGGAUUUCCCGUUAUCGGCAUGACAUAUAACGAUCUUCACCGUCUCCCCGACGAAGCAACUUUGAUAACGAAGUUUCCCGACCUUAAGGUGAUUGAUGUGGAGCGUAAUCCUAACUUUGACUGCGAUUCUUUGAAAGAAUACGAUCGAGUCAAGAUUGUGUCGGAUUGUUAUAAGAACGUUUCAGAAGUUAGCAAAGUACCAAGAAUUUUCCGACCGACGCGUAAGAGAAAAAUAAUAACGCCUACUCGAUUUGCCCCAGAAACGCACGGCAAAUUACAGCCAAUUGAUCCGCUAUGA
Strongylus vulgaris is the source of this 525-nucleotide messenger RNA. NCBI's taxonomy places the organism in Eukaryota, Metazoa, Nematoda, Chromadorea, Rhabditida, Strongylidae. The record is from the annotation of a GenBank genome assembly.